AUGAAACUCUCUGUAAGCAUACUGACCUUGUCGCUGAGCACCCAUGCUCUGGCUUUCGAUUUCGCUCUAGCAGCUCCUAUCAGACACAGCGAGCGUGCGACACAUACGAUAACAAAGACCAUAUAUCACACGGAAGUGCGUAGACUAUCCACAAGCUUCAAGGACCACAAUGUUAGGAGCGAAAGCUUGGUGUCUGACUCCUCUGCAUCUAUCUCUGAUGAGGUCUUCGAGGCUAUGAACGGGGACACCGCGUCAUCGAUGGCAACAACAUUUCUCUGGCCGAGGGGGCUAGGAGGGCAGAAGCCCACAGUCUCGCAACUACCCGUUACUGGCGUACCUGUGAGUUUCAACGCGAGGCAAGUCGGAUUCGUACAUUUCGACGAUGAUACCAAACGCGACGAGACCCUUCAUCCCAGGCCAAACAUCGUAAAUAGAAGAAACACAGACCUCUACCACAUCAAGAUUGACCUCGCAUCUGAAGGCUACAUUUCAGUCUUUAUGUCCAAUAGCACAGCCUCUGCGUUCUGCAAAAGCGAGGUAGAGCUAGACUCAGAGGGUGGGCCAAAAGGAGAACUACAGCUAGCUGUUCGGAAUUCCACAAAGAUCGUGGCUAUACCUGUUCAUCAAGAAGCAGCUGAUAGCUUCUGUCACCACUUCAAGAACGCGGAGGGGAUUGACAGUCCAAUGAGUGGCAAAGCUCCCGGAAGCUCAACAGCAACAUCUUCGGUAUCAGAAGGCAAGACGUCGAACGUUACCCCCAGCGAGACAACGUCGGCGAGUGUGUCGAAGUCAUCCAAGCAUGCGUCUACGGUAGUCACCGCUUCGGAGACUAACACUAAUGACUCCGCAUCAGCAACAUCCGCGACCUCGACCGACAAGACCACAUCUUUUAACACAUUCGAUAUUACCCAUGAGAUCGAGACUUCGAAGUCCACAAAAUAUGUGCCCACGGAGGAAUCAGCCUCCGAAUCGGGAUCUGCUACCACUAAUGAAGGUGCAGGUAUGACAAUGUCUAAGACCUCCAAAGCGGACGACAGCAGCAGUGGAUCUGAGGCAACAAAGUCUUCAAAGCACAAGUCCACGUCUGUAACGGCUUCGGAAAGUGACUUGGCUACUUCGGAAUCGGCAACCGACGUGUCCAGCAAGCACAAGACCAAAUCUACAGCGAGCGGAGCCGACGAAGAUUCGUCAAAGACGGUCGAAGCUUCAGGUACACCAACGGUAUCAAAAGCUGCAUACGCCGAACCCUCUGAACCCGAAAAAAGCGCCUCACCUUCGACUAAGGCAGAGUCAAAGAUUCCUGAGGCUACUGAGACUGAGGAAAUGCCCAAGUCUGCAACAUCGGUCCAGGAGUAUGGAGGUCCAGCUAUAGACCCUGCAAACCCUGCUGACCUAGACACAUCCACGACGCCCAAGGCCACACCAGCCGCUGUUCCUGUUAGCACAACUACAGACGAGCUGUUCACUGAAGCAAGCAUAAACUCGUUUUACUCGUACAUAAAGAGCUUUGUAGAGACAGCUCCAGACCCACCAUCAACCGCGCACAUUGCUGAUCAGACUUCGAUCAUGACGACCGACUCUGUGAACGGGGCGGCACGACGCGGAAUACUAAUAGCGCCAACGCCGGCUCUAAUAGCUGUCAGAGAUGGAUCUCAUUCCCACUCGACGGGUAACAGUAUGACAUAUACUUCCGACUAUAGCUGGAAGGGUGCCGUCUCUACAGCUAUAGCUUCCACCACGGCGUCGAGCAACGCAGCGAUCGGUAGACUGAAACCACCUUCUUUACUCUGGCGUAUCUGGUACCCCGCGACUACCACCAAAGUCAUCCGCUCCAGAAGCUUCAGUGGGCCUGGUGAAGAGCCUGAGCAGGAAGACGAGGGGUUUUUCAAGAUCGAUGUGGAAGAUGAUGGGCCUACCAGGGUUAGUUCUGGUACUGAUGCAGUGGAAGAGGAGACGGCUGUUGCGACGAAGUUUGCGCAUAAGCAGGAGGAUAAAGAUGGGGAUGAUGAAGGUAUUGAUGUGAAGGAUGGGGGCGAGGAAGAGGAAGAAGAGCUACCGGCUGAUGAGGAGACGGUACCGGAUGAAGAAGCUGAGACUGAUGAAGGAGCGGCUGGAGAUGACGAUCCGCUUACGUCUACGAAGAGCAAGGCGUCACAUACCAAGACUGUGGUAGAUGAGGAAGAUGACAGCGCGCCGACCACCGAUACGUCUACGGAUGUUGAGGAGAAGGUCACGUCCACCAAGAAGAAACCUGCAGAUGAGGAUGAUGACGCCGAGCCAACUCAAACUGCAGCCGAUGACGACGAAGAGAAGGCGACAUCCACCAAGACAAAACCGGUAGAAGAUGACGACGAAGCUACAGCAACUGUCGCUUCAUCCAAAGAUGUCAAGGAAAAGACAUCGUCUUCAAAGACAAAACAUGCAGAGGAUGAGGAGGAAGCUGCACCUACCUCCAAAGCAACCAAUGACAGUCCACCCGAGGACGGCGACGCACCACUCAAUGAAGACGAUGAAGAGGCCGAAACCGACACAUCCGCUAACGACAUCUCCACAAGCACUUCCCACAAACCCAAAUCCACCAGACCCGCAACUUCCAACGCAGAUGACGACGCGGACGAGGAAUCUGCCACGACUUCCAAAUCUAAAUUUAUAUCCGCAACUUCCAACUCCAAUGACGACGCCGACGAGGAAUCUGCCACGACUUCAACCUCUAAGUCCAAAUCCACUCACAAAUCCAAAACAACAAUCCCCUCCCUCGCCUCAGGCGUCUCCUUCGCCUUCCCCUCCACCACCCCAAUAAACCCCACUCCCGUCCUUAACCCAAACGCCACACCACUCCCCACACCACUUCCCACACCCCCUCCUACCCCAACGGGAGUAGCGCCCAUGCCAACACAGCCCAUAAUCUGGGACCCAGACUGUCCCCAGAUAUCCACAUCCACUCUGACCGCACCCAACGGCGUUACUACAACCCUUCCAAUGGCCGUGGGACUGGGGUGUUGGCGCACGCUGGCUGGAAACGGUGGUGGAUGGAACGGAGGGAACGGAGGGAACGAGACGAGUGGAGCCAACGGACAUAUGAUCAAGAGUAAAGCGUGGAACAUCCUGAGUGAUGAGCAGAAUGUGAAGUUGGGGGUGGUGUGUUGGAUGAUCAUCGGAUUCAUUUUCUUCCAGUGGUUCAUAGGCCAACUACAAUUCCUCAACGGUGAAUGGCAUCUCGGCCGGAAAUUCGUGUGGUACAUCCUCGGUAUCGAGCUGCUGGGUAUAGGAAGGAGGUUAGUAGAACGAGCUGAGGAGGCGCAGAGGAAGUGGGAGAAAGCAGAGAGGGAGAGGGAGAGAGUUGAGAGACUUGCGAGAUUGGGGGGCUAG
This is a messenger RNA of Alternaria novae-zelandiae, 3369 nucleotides long. RefSeq lists its product as uncharacterized. The transcript is spliced from 2 exons. The record is from RefSeq and is a predicted model, not a curated record. Lineage: Eukaryota; Fungi; Ascomycota; Dothideomycetes; Pleosporales; Pleosporaceae. The coding region runs from base 1 to 3369 and encodes 1122 amino acids.